Camponotus floridanus (Florida carpenter ant) is the source of this 2997-nucleotide messenger RNA. RefSeq names its product coatomer subunit gamma (gene gammaCOP). The transcript has 6 exons. NCBI's taxonomy places the organism in Eukaryota, Metazoa, Arthropoda, Insecta, Hymenoptera, Formicidae. The record is from RefSeq and is a predicted model, not a curated record. Gene Ontology annotation, biological process: intracellular protein transport; organelle transport along microtubule; intra-Golgi vesicle-mediated transport. Gene Ontology annotation, molecular function: structural molecule activity. Gene Ontology annotation, cellular component: endoplasmic reticulum; endoplasmic reticulum-Golgi intermediate compartment; Golgi membrane. Bases 91 to 2715 code for a protein of 874 amino acids.
AAUCAGUAGAGGCUAGAGGCUACAGACACGUCGAGUCGAGGUGACGUGUCGUGGCAUCUUUCUGUUUUUCGAAAUUUUAUUCGCGUCAAAAUGAUUGCGUUUAAACGGGAUAAAAAGGAGGAAGAAGAUGGUGGUGGAAAUCCUUUUCAAAACUUGGAAAAGACUACGGUUCUUCAAGAAGCGCGUACAUUUAACAAUACACCUGUAAACCCAAGAAAAUGCGCCCAUAUUCUUACCAAGAUCUUGUAUCUGCUCAAUCAAGGUGAACAAUUGGGCACGAUGGAAGCCACGGAAGCCUUCUUCGCUAUGACUAAACUAUUUCAAUCGCGCGAUGUCAUAUUGAGACGAUUAGUUUAUCUGGGUAUCAAGGAAUUGAGUUCUUUAGCCGAGGAUGUAAUUAUAGUUACUUCCAGUCUUACGAAAGAUAUGACGGGAAAGGAGGAUUUGUACAGGGCCGCUGCCAUCCGGGCGCUUUGCACCAUUACCGAUGGUAGCAUGUUGGCGGCCAUCGAACGAUACAUGAAGCAAGCCAUAGUCGAUCGUUCGCCGGCUGUAUCCAGUGCCGCUCUCGUCUCCUCUCUGCACUUGACGAGCGUGUCGGGCGACGUUGCGAGGAGAUGGGCAAACGAGGCGCAAGAGGCAUUAAAUUCUAGUAACGUGAUGGUUCAAUAUCACGCUCUGGGUGUCCUGUACCAAGCGCGUAAGACGGAUAAGCACGCGGUGAUAAAACUGGUCGCUAAACUUAUGAAGACAAGCCCAAAGAGCCCUUAUGCGGCAUGCAUGUUAAUUAGAAUGGCGUAUAAAUUAUUGGACGAGGUAGACGAAGGCGAGGAAUUGAUAGGCUUCAUCGAAUCGUGUCUACGUCACAAAUCCGAGAUGGUGGUGUAUGAGGCGGCGCACGCUCUUGUCAAUCUCGGUCGAAGCGGCGCCAGGGAGAUCGGGCCUGCGAUUAGCGUCCUGCAAUUGUUUUGCGGCUCGCCGAAACCGGCGCUUCGAUUUGCCGCCGUUAGAACUCUGAACAAGGUUGCGAUGUCUCAUCCAGCGGCAGUCACGGCGUGUAAUUUGGAUCUGGAAAAUUUAAUUACAGACUCGAACAGAUCGAUUGCCACUUUGGCGAUCACUACUCUUCUAAAAACUGGAGCGGAAAGUUCGGUGGAUCGUUUAAUGAAGCAGAUUGCUACAUUUGUAUCGGAAAUUUCGGAUGAAUUUAAAGUAGUUGUAGUCCAAGCCAUCAGGGCUCUGUGUCAAAAGUUUCCUCGUAAGCAUGCAGUUUUGAUGAAUUUUCUUUCCGCCAUGUUGAGAGACGAAGGCGGACUUGAGUAUAAAGCGGCGAUCGCUGACACUAUUAUAGCCGUAAUGGAAGGGAAUGCGGAAGCCAAGGAAGCGGGGCUCGCGCAUCUCUGCGAAUUUAUCGAGGAUUGCGAACACAUUUCUCUCGCAGUUCGCAUUUUGCAUUUACUCGGUCAGGAAGGUCCAACGUCGAAGCAACCCUCGAGAUAUAUCCGUUUCAUUUAUAAUCGCGUUAUCCUCGAAAGCGCUAGCGUGCGAGCCGCAGCUGUUACUGCUUUAGCGCGUUUCGCCGCCGCUUGCCCGCCUUUGCUCCCGAACGUCUUGGUGUUACUAUCGCGCUGUCAGUUGGAUUCAGACGAUGAGGUUCGCGAUCGUGCAGCUUACUACUGCACCAUCUUACAGCAGCAAAACGAUCCAACUAUGCUGCCGUUGGUACAACCACCCGCGUUGUCCGUGCCGAGUCUAGAAAGAGCCUUGCGAAAUUAUAUGCAGACACCUAUGGAAGAAUUGUUUGACAUUUCUCAGAUACCUCCAGCUCAGACGAUAGAGGAACCAGCUCAAGUGGAAGUGCAUACCACUAUCAAGCAACCUCGUUUGACCAGAGAGGAAAGCUUUAUGGAAAAGUUAUCACAAAUUCCACAUUUGGCUAUAAUUAUUCGAGAUACGUCACUCCUUAAAUCUUCGUCGGUAUUUGAAUUAACCGAAUCUGAAACGGAAUAUAAUGUCAAAUGUAUCAAACAUACAUUUCCCGAGUAUCUCAUUCUGCAAUUUGAUUGUAUCAACACUCUUUCUGAUCAGCUCCUCGAGGAUGUAGUAGUAGCCGUUGAACCUUCUGAAGGCUAUUCUGUUGUAUGUGUGGUACCAUGUUCACGAUUACCUUAUAACGAGCCAGGAACUACUUAUACGGUAUUAAAAUAUCCGGAAGAUGUACAUGCGAGCGUAGCUACUAUUCCUACGACUCUUCGAUUUAUGGCGAGAGAUUGCGACCCAACGACAGGAAUACCAGAUGCAGAUCAAGGAUACCAUGAUGAGUACAUGUUGGAGGAUUUAGAGGUGACUCUAGCCGAUCAAGUACGCGGCGUUGGUAAUAGAGGCUUUGAUUUUAAUACUGCUUGGGAUACAUAUGCUGCGAAAGGAUUUGUCAAGUUAGAGGAAACAUUCGCCUUGGGAGCUUCGGUAACUUCUUUGGAAGGGGCGAUUCAAAGUCUUACAGGAUUUUUGGGUUUGGAGGCUGUGGAACGCAGUAAUAAGGUACAAAGCGGAGCGGCUGCACACAAUUUGCUUUUAAGCGGCGUCUUCCGAGGCGGAAAAGAAGUAUUAGCACGCGCAAGAUUAGCAUUGAACGGAACACAAGUUACAAUGCAGCUAUCUGUUCUUUGUCAAGAUCCAGAUGUAGCUGAUUUAAUAGUUUUGUCUGUAGGAUAGAUUACAUAGAAUAAUUUUUAAUAUGUUAUUCUUUUUAUUUUGUGUCUUAGAGUUAAUAUCUAUAUUACUUGACUUUUCAUCAAGGAGUACAAUAAUCAUUAAACAAUCUUCUAAUGAAUACAAAGCAACAUUGAUACAUGUUUUGUGUUGAAGCGACUUUGGUCAAAUUUUGUACUAUACAGAGUAGUAAUCUGCGUUAUUAUGAUAACCGCGAAACAUGAUACUACAUUUAUGUAAAAAAUAAAAGAUAAAAUUUUCUCAUGCAUGAUUUUAUUUUAAAAA